UGCUCUACCCCUCUCCACCUAUCUUAGCAACCAAAACCCAUUAGAUUUAGCCCUCUAAUCUCUGAGAAGUACUGUGAAAUUCAGAUUCCUCGUCUUCUAUAAUCUUUAUUUUUUCUUUCUAGAUUUUGAAUUAGAGAGGAGGAUCGAGCAGCAAGAUUAUAGUUACAUAGUAAGAUGCAAUCAAACGGUUCAGAUUCACUGCAGCAACAACAGGGAGGAGGACAGGAGCAGAAUCAGCGGCCCCAGCCGCAGUGGAUAGGGAUGCAGUAUCCCGCGGCGGCUGCUAUGGUAAUGCAGCAGGGCCACCAGAUGAUGCCGCCACAACAUUACGGACCGCCUCCACCACAGCACUACCAAAUGGCCUACCACCAGUACCGGCAUCAAUCCCAUCCACACCCACAACACCCGCACCCUCAGCAACAAGGAUCUAGCGGCGAGAAUAAGACUAUCUGGGUCGGGGAUUUGCAUCACUGGAUGGACGAGAGUUACCUCCAUAACUGCUUUGCUUCCACUGGGGAGAUUACCUCCAUUAAGCUUAUUCGCAAUAAGCAGACCGGUUUGUCUGAGGGAUAUGGAUUUGUGGAAUUUUUUACACAUGCUACAGCUGAGAAAGUUCUGCAGAGCUACACUGGCAUUUUGAUGCCAAAUACAGAGCAGCCAUUCCGUUUGAACUGGGCAACAUUUAGCACUGGUGAAAAGCGUUCAGAUAAUUGUCCUGAUGUCUCUAUAUUUGUAGGAGAUUUAGCUUCAGACGUUACUGAUAGUUUGUUGCAUGAGACUUUUGCCAGUAAAUAUCCAUCCGUUAAAGCUGCAAAAGUUGUCAUUGAUUCCGGUACUGGGCGUUCAAAAGGUUACGGUUUUGUGAGAUUUGGAGAUGACAAUGAAAGAACACAAGCCAUGACUGAAAUGAAUGGUGUAUAUUGUUCUAGCAGACCAAUGCGCAUUGGAGCUGCAACUCCCAGGAAAUCAUCUGGAUAUCAACAAGGUGGAUAUGCAUCAAAUGGUGGCUCGGCCCAAGGCACUCAAUCUGAUGGAGAUUCUACAAACUCGACUAUAUUUGUUGGAGGGCUGGACCCAAGUAUCACCGAUGAAGAUCUCAAGCAGUCGUUUUCUCAGUAUGGUGAGAUAAUCUCUGUUAAAAUACCAGUUGGAAAAGGGUGCGGGUUUGUACAAUUUGCCAGCAGAAAUAAUGCUGAGGAGGCAUUGCAGAAACUGAAUGGGACAGUCGUAGGCAAGCAAACAGUGCGUCUUUCUUGGGGUCGCAAUCCAGCUAAUAAGCAGUUUAGAGCAGACUAUGGCAAUCAGUGGGGUGGACCAUACUAUGGAGGGCCAGUUUAUGAUGGUUAUGGAUAUGCUUUGCCACCACCUCACGACCCAGGCAUGUAUGCAGCAGCCGCUGCAGCUUAUGGAACUUACCCUGUUUACGGCGGCCACCAGCAGCAAGUAAGCUGACUGAACUGCGCGAGAAUAUGUAGUUGUAGUGAUCAGACACUAUCAGACACUACCGUGCUAGAUGAGGCAAAUUUGCUCUACUUCUCUGUAGGGAAAGGUUUUGGUUCUAUAGUAUUCUUAUAAAUCCCUCCAUUUUGUGGAGCAGAACUGAAUUUUGAUGACUGAGGCAAUUUCUUAGAGUAUCUGAUGCAAACAUUCGAUUAGAAUUAAGGCAGUUGGAAAGAAACUAAAUUAUUGGAAUAGAUGAGGUUUGCUGACGCAUGGAGUAACAUGCUCCAUGAAUAAAAAGUUUGUUAUA
Molecule: messenger RNA, 1750 nt
Organism: Tripterygium wilfordii
Lineage: Eukaryota; Viridiplantae; Streptophyta; Magnoliopsida; Celastrales; Celastraceae
Product: polyadenylate-binding protein RBP47-like
Exons: 6
Coding region: 175-1452 (425 amino acids)
Cellular component (GO): cytosol
Molecular function (GO): mRNA binding
Source: RefSeq, a predicted model, not a curated record